Messenger RNA from Ambispora leptoticha, 224 nucleotides. NCBI's taxonomy places the organism in Eukaryota, Fungi, Glomeromycota, Glomeromycetes, Archaeosporales, Ambisporaceae. The record is from the annotation of a GenBank genome assembly.
GUAAUGGUCCACAAUCUCAAUGGCGACCGACUCAUCCUUAUGCAAAUAAUUUCAACAACACACCAUAUUCUCCUGAUACGUCACGACAAUGGUAUCCAUAUGGAAAUGGUAACGCGAUCAUGGGAAAUCCAAAUGUACCGCAAGGCCAAGAUCAUGGUUCAUCUCCGUAUCCACCAGCCGCUGGAUAUGCUGAACGUCCUCAACAUGUUGCUAAUCCACCUGCU